AUGCCCUUUGAAGCAAGCCUGUGUGUUUGUCUGCCUGGAUUUGAAGGAGAUGGCUACACCUGCAUUAAAACCAAUCCCUGCCUCCAACCUCAGAGAGGAGGCUGCGACGUCAAUGUUCUUCGACCUCCUCUAUCUGAUUUCCCUCCACCGCCUCCCAGUUUGAUGAAGCUCCUGAACGACACGCCAGAAUUCAGCCUUUUCAGGCAGACAGCGGUGCUCUACAACUUGGAAAACCGUAUCCCAACUAGAGAUUACACCAUUUUUGUCCCACAUGACAGUGCCAUACAGGAGUACCUGAAAAAAACAAACUCGACACAACUGAGCCAAGACAUCGUAAAAUAUCACGUAAUUCUAGGCGAGCAACUCUUUCCUGAACACUUGGGCAAUGGACUUUUUAAAAAUACGUUUUUGGGAAAUGGCUCUCAGAUCAUGUUUUUUGUGGACACUGAUAAUCAGACAAUGGCCAAUGACGUUCCCAUAAAUGGAAGCUUCAUUGAGACGAGGCAUGGCACAGUGUUCAGGAUCCCACGUGUCUUAGACCUCCACAAGAACCACUGCAGUAAAGAUGUGAUUUUAAAAAUUUCUGGUCGCUGUGGAGAUUGUAACGCUGAACCAAAAUGCCUUUAUAAUGCCAAACCUCUACAACCAAAGUUCCCUCAAAAUAUGAAGUCAAAUUGCAAAUACAGGACAAGAGUUGGAAAAAAGAGAGUGAGUGUGCCGGGCUGUCACAUGGAAUGUUUGAGAACAACUAAGGACCAUUCUUGCUGUCCAGGAUACUUUGGGCAUGAUUGCUCCAAAUGUCCUGGGACUGUGGAUAACUGGUGCUCCAACAAUGGUCAAUGCAAGGAUGGGCUGUUUGGCAGUGGGGAGUGUCUCUGUAAUGAGGGCUUCCACGGAACGGCCUGCGAGAUGUGUGAACCUGGGCGAUAUGGAAAAGACUGCAAGUCUGGUUCAGGAGGGACGGAUGAGGGUUAA
Molecule: messenger RNA, 975 nt
Organism: Sinocyclocheilus grahami
Lineage: Eukaryota; Metazoa; Chordata; Actinopteri; Cypriniformes; Cyprinidae
Product: stabilin-2-like
Exons: 10
Coding region: 1-975 (324 amino acids)
Source: RefSeq, a predicted model, not a curated record